AUGGUUACGAGAGACAGAGUUGAGCGACUCAAGGAUUCGAUUCACUGCUCGAAUGCUUUUGGGGUCUCAAGUCAAGGUCGUUCUGGUGGUCUUUGUGUUUUCUGGAGGGAGGAGAAAAUUAGUUUUAACCUCGUUUCCUUUUCCCAACAUCAUAUAUGUGGGGAUGUGGUAACAAAUAACGGUGUGGAGUGGAGAUUUGUGGGACUUUAUGGAUGGGCGGAGGGGUCUAUGAAACAUCAGACGUGGACUCUUAUUCGUCAUUUAUGUGAGGAGACGGGGCUUCCUAUUAUUUUUGGGGGAGAUUUUAACGAGAUAUUAUCCUAUGAUGAGAAGGAAGGGGGAGCGAAUACUGAACGAAGGGAAAUAACACAUUUUCGUGAAGUGAUGGAUUCAUGCAGAUUGCGAGAUCUUGGCUAUGAGGGCCAGUGGUGGACAUGGGAACGGGGGAGGUCUAGUAAUACACGGGUAAGGGAAAGAUUGGAUAGGUUUGUGGCGACGUCGGACUGGCUGGAGUUGUUCCCACAGGCUACUGUAACACACUUAUUACGCUAUAAGUCGGAUCAUUGUCCCAUAGUGGUUCGCCUUUCACCUCGAAGGAAGCACCAGGGAGCUGGCCGUAGGGGCUUUAAAUUUGAGACGGCUUGGCUAUUGGAGGAGGGGUGUGAGCGGACUGUGAAGGAGGCGUGGGAGCAAGGAGCGGGCAAGAAUGUGGUGGCGAGGAUUGAGGAGGUGGCGGGGGGUUUAUUGCGGCGGAGUGGUAAAAGCUUGAAUAAUUUGGCGAAGCAGGUGGAGCAGACCGAAAAGGCCCUUAAGGUGGCGCAACAAAGAAGAAUCACACAAGAUAGCUGUAUGGAGUGCAAUAAUCUUGAAACAAAGCUGGAUGAUCUGAUUAGUAAACAGGAGGCCUACUGGUAUUUGCGGUCGCGUGUAUCGGAAGUUAGGGAUGGGGACAGAAAUACGAACUAUUUUCAUCACAAGGCCUCCCAACGACGGUCCCGUAACAAGAUGAAGGGUCUUUAUGAUGAGGAAGGUGUAUGGCAGGAGGAUGAGGAUAAGCUGGAAGAAAUAGUAGUGUCCUAUUACAGUAAGUUGUUUUCUUCGACGGAGCCUAGGGUACCUGAUACGCAGCGUGUCUUACAGCAUAUGGGAAGAUGUGUCUCGCAUGAAAUGAAUAUGGAGCUGACGAAACCGUACACAAAAGUUGAGAUUUUUGAGGCACUCCAGCAAAUGCACCCAUGUAAAGCGCCCGGCCCGGAUGGUAUCCAUGCACUUUUCUUUCAAAAAUUCUGGCAUAUAGUAGGUGACGAACUGUCCGAGUUUGUGAUUGAUAUUUUGCAUGGCUCUGUCAUUCCUGAGUAUGUCAACAACACCAACAUUGUCAUGAUUCCUAAAAUAAAAGAUCCUACCGAAGUAGCUCAUUAUAGGCCUAUCAGCUUAUGUAAUGUGGUGUAUAAAUUAGUUUCCAAAGCUAUGGUUAUCAGACUAAAAAAUAUUCUCCCUGAACUGGUCUCUGAAAAUCAAAGUGCGUUUGUCCCUGGAAGACAAAUUACAGAUAAUGCACUAAUAGCUAUGGAAUUGUUCCAUAGUAUGAAGUAUAGGAAUAAAUGCAGGAGAGGUGUGAUUGCUAUGAAACUAGAUAUGAGUAAGGCAUAUGAUAGGGUGGAAUGGGGUUUUCUGCAGAAAUUGUUGCUGACAAUGGGGUUUGAUGGUAGAUGGGUGAAUCUGAUAAUGAAUUGUGUUUCAUCAGUAAACUACUCUUUUGUGAUUAAUGGCCGAGUGAAAGGUGCAGUGAGGCCUUCUCGGGGGCUUAGGCAGGGGAAUCCCCUAUCCCCCUACCUGUUCAUACUAGUAGCAGAUGCUUUUUCUCGUAUGCUUCUUUCUGCAGUUCAGGAAAAAAGAAUUCACGGAGCAAGGGCGAGUCGAGGUGGGCAGGAGAUUUCUCACCUUCUUUUUGCAGAUGACAGUCUACUUUUUGCAAGGGCUAACCGACAGGAAUGCUUAGAAAUAGUUGAUUUACUCAACAAAUAUGAAGCAGCAUCUGGGCAGAAAAUAAAUUAUGAUAAGUCGGAAGUUUCCUUCAGCAAAGGGGUUAGUACUACACAAAAAGAAGAAUUGAUGAAUCUUUUGAAGAUGAGACGAGUGGAUAGACAUGAGAAGUAUCUGGGGAUUCCUACUGUGGCGGGGAGAUCGAAAAAAGCUGUUUUUGGAGCUCUUUUGGAUAGAAUUUGGAAGAAAUUGCAGGGCUGGAAGGAAAAGUUGUUAUCACGAGCAGGGAAAGAAGUUCUUUUAAAAUCGGUCAUUCAGGCAAUGCCUACCUACCUGAUGGGAGUGUACAAGUUCCCAAGCUGGGUGACAAAUGCUAUCUCGACGGCUAUGGCACGCUUCUUCUGGGGACAAACUGAAGGGAGGCGACGGGUGCAUUGGAGGAGCUGGAAAUCCAUGUGUGAGCUCAAAUGUCUGGGUGGUUUAGGGUUCAAGGAUCUAGAGGUCUUCAACGAUGCGUUACUUGGGAGGCAAGCUUGGAGGAUAAUGAAGGGGGAUAAUACACUUCUUGGCAAGGUCAUGAAGGCCAAGUACUACCAUCAGAGUACUUUUCUGGAGGCAUCACUUGGCUAUUCUCCGAGUUUUGCAUGGAAAGGCAUUUGGGGCGCUAAAGCACUAGUUAAGGAAGGGAUGAUUUGGCGAGUGGGGAAUGGUGAGAUGAUUAAUGUGUGGCGGGACCCGUGGAUUGCGGAUGAAGAUGGGAGAUUUAUCUCUAGUCCUAUGGUUGAUAAUGUCCGACAGGUUAAAGAUUUGAUGAUGGCCGGAUCAUCGACGUGGAAUAUAGACCUUAUAACUCGAGUCUUUAACGAAAGAGAUACAAAAUGUAUUCUUGCUCUCCCUCUAAGUGAACAAAGCAAGGAGGAUGUUAUCACAUGGGCUUUCACAAAAGACGGUGUCUAUUCGGUCAAGACGGCCUAUAUGCUCGGGAAGAUGUUUAAUCUAGAUGGAUUUCAUGAGGCAUGGGUGAAGCUGUGGAAAGUAGAGGUCUCCCCAAAAGUCCGGUUGUUUUUAUGGCGCCUCUGUACGGGCACUUUACCUACCCGUGCGCUGCUGCACUACAGACAUAUGCUUGAACACAACUGCUGCUCAUGGUGUGGGGAGGAGGAGACGGUAUCGCAUGCACUGUUUCUUUGUCCUCGGGUCACGGAUUUAUGGAGCGAGAGUGGGUGCGAGCAGCUCAUUGAUGGUGUAGCACAAAAAUCGAUGCAGGAGGUUGUGGCGAGCUGGGCUACAUCGGCCGAAAAGCUGCACAGGAGAGCGAUGCUCUUAGCGUGGCAUAUCUGGAUGGAACGAAACGCAAAGGUAUUUAACAAUGCUCACACAGCCAACCCAAUUCUCUUAGCAAGAGUUCAGCGAGCCAUAGAGGAGCAUGAUAAAUAUGCGAAGAGAAUCUAUGGAUUGCAAAGUAGGGGUGGUGUGGAGAGCGCAAAAAUCUGGAAGGCUCCCUUGCGAGGGGUGGUUAAGCUAAAUUGUGAUGCUUCUCUUGCUUGUGAAGGAUGGGUGGGGUUGGGAGUUGUAGCAAGGGACAGUGAUGGAAAAGUCUUAUUUGCAGCUUCGAGGCGUGUGCGAGCGCAUUGGCCUGUGGAAAUAGCGGAAGGGAAGGCGAUUCUCAUGGCGGUUCGGCUGGCAAGAAGAUUCGGAUAUGCAAAUGUGGUGCUGGAAUCGGAUAGCAAAGUACUUAUUGCGCGUCUCUCGAAAGCCAUGGUCUAUUUCUCCGACUUAGAUGCUGUUUUAGAUGAUAUUCUAAUGUCUAGUAGUUGUUUUAACUCUUUGAGUUGGUCUCAUGUUAAAAGGGAUGGCAAUGCUGUAGCUCAUCACCUUGCAAAGAUAGUACCUUUUGGGAUAGAACAAGUAUGGGAAAACCAUAGUCCUAUGGAGGUUGAACCAUAUGUUUUUAUGGACUUUUUGUCUAAAGAUGAAUGA
Messenger RNA from Beta vulgaris subsp. vulgaris (sugar beet), 3966 nucleotides. RefSeq lists its product as uncharacterized. The transcript has a single exon. Bases 1 to 3966 code for a protein of 1321 amino acids. Gene Ontology annotation, molecular function: nucleic acid binding; RNA-DNA hybrid ribonuclease activity. NCBI's taxonomy places the organism in Eukaryota, Viridiplantae, Streptophyta, Magnoliopsida, Caryophyllales, Amaranthaceae. The record is from RefSeq and is a predicted model, not a curated record.